This is a messenger RNA of Pezoporus flaviventris, 3323 nucleotides long. RefSeq names its product ryanodine receptor 1-like. Gene Ontology annotation, biological process: calcium ion transport. The record is from RefSeq and is a predicted model, not a curated record. NCBI's taxonomy places the organism in Eukaryota, Metazoa, Chordata, Aves, Psittaciformes, Psittacidae. Gene Ontology annotation, molecular function: ryanodine-sensitive calcium-release channel activity. Gene Ontology annotation, cellular component: Z disc; smooth endoplasmic reticulum; calcium channel complex.
AUGAAGUCGGGCCCGGAGAUCGUCAAGGCCGGGCUGCGCUCGUUCUUCGAGGGCGCUUGCCGAGGACCUGGAGAAGCUGGGGGAGAGCCUGCGGCUGGGGCAGUGGAUGACGUCCAGGUCUCCUGCUACCGCAUCCUCAGCAGCAUCUACUCCCUGGGCAGCGGCCGGGCGCUGGGGGAGUGCCUGGCUCGGCUGGCGGCCGCCAUGCCCGUGGCCUUCCUGGAGCCCCACCUCAACCACCUCAACCCCUGCUCCGUCUACAGCACCAAGUCCGCCCGCGAGCGCGCCGUGCUGGGCCUGCCGAGCCGGGUUCAGGACCUAUGCCCGGACGUUCCGUCCCUCGAGGAGCUCAUGGGCGCCAUCGGGGCGCUGGCCGAGUCGGGGGCGCGCUACACGGAGAUGCCCCACAUCAUCGAGGUGACGCUGCCCAUGCUCUGCAGUUACCUGCCCCGCUGGUGGGAGCGCGGCGCCGAGGCGCGGCCCCAAGGGCCCUGCCCCACGGCCGUCACCAGCGCCCACCUCAACACCCUCCUGGGCAACAUCCUGCGCAUCGUGGUCAACAACCUGGGCAUCGACGAGGCCGCCUGGAUGAAGAGGCUGGCGGUGUUCGCGCAGCCAAUCGUGAGCAAGGCGAAGCCGGAGCUGCUGCGCUCCCACUUCAUCCCCACCAUGGAGAAGCUGAAGAAGAGGGCGGGGAAGGUGGUGGCCGAGGAGGAGCAGCUCCGCAUGGAGGCCAAGGGCGAGGGCGAGGAGGCCGAGCUGCUCAUCCGCGAUGAGUUCGCCGUCCUCUGCCGGGACCUCUACGCGCUCUACCCGCUGCUCAUCCGCUACGUGGACAACAGCCGGGCCCAGUGGCUGACGGAGCCCAACGCCGACGCGGAGGAGCUCUUCCGCAUGGUGGGCGAGGUCUUCAUCUACUGGUCCAAGUCCCACAACUUCAAGCGCGAGGAGCAGAACUUCGUGGUGCAGAACGAGAUCAACAACAUGUCCUUCCUGACGGCCGACAGCAAGAGCAAGAUGGCCAAGGGCCCCCCUGAGCGCCGCGCGGGCGCCCCCCGGCGUGGGGACCGGUACUCGGUGCGCACCUCGCUCAUCGUGGCCACGCUCAAGAAGCUGCUCCCCAUCGGCCUCAACCUCUGCUCCCCCGCGGACCAGGAGCUCAUGGCCAUGGCCAAGGGGCGCUACGCGAUGAAGGACACGGACGAGGAGGUGCGGGAGUUCCUGAGCAACAACCUGCACCUGCAGAGCAAGGUGGAGAACAGCUCCUCGCUGCGCUGGCAGCUGGAUCUGUACCGGGAGCUCGCCGGGAAGGCGGCGGACGCCGAGAGCCCCGAGCGCGUCGUGCGCAGGGUGCAGGAGGUGGCGGCCGUGCUCUACCACCUCGAGCAGACGGAGCACGCCUUCCGCUCCAAGAGGGCCGUGUGGCACAAGCUCCUCUCCAAGCAGCGGCGCCGCGCCGUGGUCGCCUGCUUCCGCAUGGCCCCGCUCUACAACCUGCCCAGGCACCGCGCCUGCAACCUCUUCCUGGAGGCCUACAGAGCGCAGUGGCUGCAGCCGCAGGAGCACCCCUUCGAGGACCGCAUGAUCGACGACCUGGCCCGCUCGGGGCAGGAGGAGGAGGAGGAGGAGGAGGAGGAGGAGAAGAAGCCGGACCCACUGCACCAGCUCGUGCUGCACUUCAGCCGCACGGCCCUGACCGAGGGCAGCAAACUGGAGAGCGACCACUUGUACAUGGCCUACGCCGGCAUCAUGGCCAAGAGCUGCCACAUUGAGGAGGAGGAGGAGGAAGAGGAGGAGGAGAAGGGGGAGGAAGAAGAGGAGGAUUCCUUUGAGGAGAAGGAGAUGGAGAAGCAGAAGCUGCGGUACCAGCAGGCGCGGCUGCACACGCGGGGGGCGGCAGAGAUGGUUCUGCAAAUGAUCAGCGCCUGCAAGGGCGAGCGCGGGGCCAUGGUUUCCUCCACGCUCACUGGGAUCUCCAUCCUCAACGGGGGCAACGCGGACGUGCAGCAGAAAAUGCUGGAUUACCUGAAGGAGAAGCGCGAGGUCGGCUUCUUCCAGAGCCUCCAGGCCCUGAUGCAGACCUGCAGCGUCCUGGAUCUCAACGCCUUCGAGCGGCAGAACAAGGCCAUGGGGCUGGGCAUGGUGUCUGAGGACGGCACCAGGGAGAAGGUGAUGGCCGAUGAUGAGUUCACCCAGGACCUCUUCCGGCUGCUGCAGCUGCUCUGCGAGGGCCACAACAACGACUUCCAGAACUACCUCCGGACGCAGACGGGGAACACGACCACCAUCAACAUCAUCAUCUGCACCGUGGACUACCUGCUGCGCCUGCAGGAGUCCAUCAGUGAUUUCUAUUGGUACUACUCGGGCAAGGAGGUCAUCGACGAGCACGGGAAGCGGAACUUCUCCAAGGCCAUGGCCGUGGCCAAGCAGGUCUUCAACAGCCUCACCGAGUACAUCCAGGGCCCGUGCACGGGGAACCAGCAGAGCCUGGCCCACAGCCGCCUCUGGGACGCCGUCAUCGGCUUCCUCCACGUCUUCGCCCACAUGAUGAAGAAACUGGCCCCAGACUCCAGCCAGAUCGAGCUGCUGAAGGAGCUGCUGGACCUGCAGAAGGACAUGGUGGUGAUGCUGCUGUCCCUGCUGGAGGGCAACGUGGUGAACGGCACCAUCGCCCGGCAGAUGGUGGACAUGCUGGUGGAGUCCUCGGCCAACGUCACCAUGAUCCUCAAGUUCUUCGACAUGUUCCUCAAGCUCCGCGACAUCGUGGCCUCGGACGCCUUCCGCGCCUCCGUCACCGACCCGCGGGGCCUCAUCUCCAAGAAGGACUUCCAGAAGGCCAUGGACAACCAGAAACAGUUCGAAGCCGCCGAGAUCCAGUUCCUGCUCUCGUGUUCCGAAGCCGACGAGAACGAGAUGAUCGACGUGGACGCCUUCGCCGGGCGCUUCCAAGAGCCGGCGCGCGACAUCGGCUUCAACGUGGCCGUGCUCCUCACCAACCUGGCCGAGCACGUGCCCCACGACCAACGCCUGCGCACCUUCCUGGAGCAAGCUUCCAGCAUCUUGGAGUACUUCCGCCCUUUCUUGGGCCGCAUCGAGAUCAUGGGGGCGGCGCGGCGCAUCGAGCGCCUCUACUUCGAGAUCAGCGCCGCCAACAAGGCGCAGUGGGAGAUGCCGCAGGUCAAGGAGUCCAAGCGGCAGUUCAUCUUCGACGUGGUCAACGAGGGCGGCGAGGCCGAGAAGAUGGAGCUCUUCGUGAGCUUCUGCGAGGACACCAUCUUCGAGAUGCAGAUCGCCUCGCGGCUCUCCGAGGAGCGCGGCGGCCG